This is a messenger RNA of Penicillium angulare, 2976 nucleotides long. RefSeq names its product phosphatidylinositol-3,5-bisphosphate 5-phosphatase. The transcript has a single exon. Gene Ontology annotation, molecular function: phosphatidylinositol-3,5-bisphosphate 5-phosphatase activity. Gene Ontology annotation, cellular component: intracellular membrane-bounded organelle. The coding region runs from base 1 to 2976 and encodes 991 amino acids. The record is from RefSeq and is a predicted model, not a curated record. Gene Ontology annotation, biological process: phosphatidylinositol dephosphorylation. Lineage: Eukaryota; Fungi; Ascomycota; Eurotiomycetes; Eurotiales; Aspergillaceae.
AUGGAGAGCUUCGACGACGCGACCCUGAUCGGCCCAGUGUCAGAUGCUGCUUUACAUGAUGAAAAUCUUCAUUCCGCCUCCCUUGACCCGAAUACACGAAAACCUGACGGUGAAUCGGGCGGCCCAUGUACCCCCACAUCCGAGCAGUCUGUGAAUGCAAGUCGCUCCCAGAUCGAGGGGAAUGCCCAGGAGACAGUCGAGGAACCGCCCAUUUUAACCGAGUUCCCACCGGAGGAAGAAGAUGAAGAACCACCGAUUGCCACAUCGUUUGAGCGCGAAACGUCACCCUCGUCUGGCCAGAAACACCGAUCACGCGUGGACGGCGAAGAUGAAGGCAUCAACCGCAUGCACAAGUUUACAGUAUACGAAACGGCAACUAGAUUUUAUAUGGUCGGUAUCAAUCUGGCCGAGACACGUUUUCGGAUCUUGAAAAUCGAUCGCACUUCGGAUUCGGGCGAGCUGAGCAUCAUCGAGGAUGGCAUGGUCUACACAAAGAGAGAAAUGGUUCAGUUACUCGAUACAAUCGAUGACGGGAAUAAGAGCUCCGGUGGCUUGAACCAGAAGUGCAGUGCAUGGGCUUUGCUCGGGUUUAUUCGAUUCACGGGCGCAUAUUAUAUGCUUCUCGUCACAAAGAGGAGCCAGGUUGCUAUGCUAGGCGGCCAUAACGUCUACCAGAUUGAUGAGACGGAAUUAAUCUCUUUGACAACACCAGAGUCGAAUCGCCUAAAACCAGAAAAGCAAUCAGAGGAGGAACGAUAUAAGGCGAUUCUCAAUAACCUUGACCUCACUCGGUCGUUUUACUUCAGUUACUCGUACGACAUUACGAGGUCUCUGCAGCACAACGUCUGCCGGGAAAGAAAGGCUCAUCUGGAUGGAUUGCCUCGCUUUUUGCCCCAGGACUACAAUACCAUGUUUGUAUGGAAUCAUCAUUUGCUCGCACCAGCAGAGGCAUGUCUCAAAAACCCUUAUCAGUGGUGCCUCCCGAUCAUUCAUGGCUAUGUGGAUCAGUCCAAACUAAGUGUUUUCGGACGACUAGUUUACAUAUCUAUCAUUGCCCGGCGGUCUCGAUUUUUCGCCGGCGCGCGCUUCCUCAAGCGUGGUGCUAACGACUUGGGCUAUGUAGCAAAUGACGUGGAGACUGAACAGAUUGUUUCUGAGCAAACGACAACAUCUUUCCAUUCGGCAGGCCCGACUCUCUAUGCCAACCCAAAUUACACUUCUUACGUUCAGCACCGCGGGAGUAUUCCCCUUUACUGGACACAAGAAAGUACCGGCGUCUCACCAAAACCCGACAUCGAGCUGAAUCUCGUCGACCCAUUCUACUCCGCAGCAGCCUUGCAUUUUGAUAACCUUUUCGAGAGAUAUGGGGCUCCAGUCUACAUUCUUAACCUCGUUAAAGCUCGCGAGAGAACUCCAAGAGAGUCGAAGCUACUCAAAGAGUUUACGAAUGCCGUAGAGUACCUCAAUCAAUUCCUUCCUGCAGACAAUAAGUUGAUAUACAAAGCCUGGGAUAUGAGCCGCGCUGCAAAGAGUCGAGAUCAAGAUGUCAUACAAACCUUGGAAGAGAUUGGCGGCGACAUAAUACCAAAGACAGGCUUCUUCAAAAAUGGCGUUGAUCCUGAAUCGGGCCUGCAGCUGCAGAACGGCGUGGCGCGAACGAAUUGCAUUGACUGCUUAGAUCGCACGAACGCAGCGCAAUUUGUUAUUGGAAAGCGAGCCCUUGGAUAUCAACUUCAUGCUCUUGGUGUCAUUGAUGAGACAACAGUUGAGUAUGAUACCGAUGCCGUCAAUCUCUUCACCAACAUGUGGCACGACCACGGAGACACGAUUGCCAUCCAAUAUGGAGGAUCCCACUUGGUGAACACAAUGGCUACAUACCGAAAGAUCAACCAGUGGAGCAGUCAUUCCCGUGAUAUGGUCGAAAGCUUCAAGCGAUACUACAACAAUUCUUUCCUUGAUGCCCAGCGACAAGAAGCAUACAAUCUUUUCCUCGGCAACUAUAUUUUCACCCAAGGUGCACCAAUGCUUUGGGACCUCUCUACAGAUUAUUACCUUCACCAUGCAGACCCACGCUCAUAUCUGGAAAAAAGACGACCUCAUUAUAUUUCCUGGUACACGCCUGAACAUUUGAAGGAACGAGAAAUUCCCCCACCUCCAGCUCGCCCUAAAGACUCGCUUUCUCGCUUUGACGAUUACUGGCUUGAAUAUUACCGCCCAUUAGCUCUAUCGACAUUGUCGAAGAUCUACUCUUACAAAAUGAACUCCACUCUUCGAUAUUUACCACCAUUUCGCGGAGGCAAUGUUCCCCAAGACCUCAGCCCAUUUGUGCCACGCAUAUCACCCUAUCAAGUUCAACGCGAUCGCCCCCCUCAGCGAACUGUGAAAAUUCAAGAACCAUCAAUCAAUCGAUCUGCGACAACAACGCCUAUUUCAGAGUCGGGCCAGAAUUGGGUGCGACAACCGCCUUCUUCAUCGAAGCAGGUACCGUCGGUUGGGAUCAUAAAAGAACCAGCCUUUGAGUUAUAUCAGGGUAAUGCUGUUAUUUCACCGAUUCACGCAUCGACAACAUCGACGUCCCCGAGUAAAGCCCAGAUUGCUCAAUGGACACUUGGUCAAUUAGUCACUGAUUCUUUGAAUCCAUCUGUGACUGGAACAGAAGCUGAAGAGUAUGAACGAUAUAUCAACCACCCCCUUAAAGUCCCGCUCGUUGUCACGUCAGAGGAUGAGAUGACAGCUGCAUCGCUUCGAGAGCACAAGCCGAAUCUGGAUCUACUGGAGUAUGCCAACAAGUGCAAUAUUGAAGAUAUAGUCCUUGAGGCUAAUGCGGAGGAGAACAUGGCUGAUUAUGCGGAAUUUCUCAAUGUAUCGGAAGAAGGACUCACCGUAGUCAAUGAGGACUACGAGAAGAAAAGGUACAAGCGAUACCGACAAUGGCUACGAGGGAAGAGUCUUUUCAAGCAGCGUGUCGAUCUAUGA